Molecule: messenger RNA, 1768 nt
Organism: Corvus hawaiiensis (hawaiian crow)
Lineage: Eukaryota; Metazoa; Chordata; Aves; Passeriformes; Corvidae
Gene: RNF215
Product: ring finger protein 215
Exons: 10
Coding region: 1-1116 (371 amino acids)
Biological process (GO): ubiquitin-dependent protein catabolic process; negative regulation of canonical Wnt signaling pathway; Wnt receptor catabolic process
Molecular function (GO): ubiquitin protein ligase activity; frizzled binding
Source: RefSeq, a predicted model, not a curated record
AUGGCGGCGGUGCGGGCGGCGCUGCUCGCCCCGCUGCUGGCGCUCGGCCGGGCCGGGUCGGGGCCCGCCACCCCCGCGCGGGUCGAGGUGGCCGUGUCGGGGCCCGGGGCGGCGGGGCCGGACGGGGACGGGGCCGGCAGCGGGGCCGGCAGCGCGGGCGCGGCGCCCGGCGGCUCGUACACGCUGCGCGGGGCCGUGCUGGGAGCGGGGGGCGGCCGGACCGGGCCGGGCCGGGGCCCGCGGGGGGAGCGGGAGGAGAUGGAGAUCCAAGGCCGCCUGGUGCUGGUGGGUGACGUGGAGCCGGAGCUGGGUGCUGCUGACAGCUGGAUUGGGGUGGUGCCCGUGGGCACCGAGGAGCCAGCCGAGGGCCCCCGGGGUGCCAAGGAGGAGUCCUUCACCACCGCCGUUGUCACCAAGAUGAAGCGAGCUCUUGUGCUGGGGGCCUCCGCCCUGCUCAUCCUGGCGCUGAACCAGAACGCCAUCCGUGAGCUGGAUGUGUCCCAACUGCUCGCCAAGCCCGUCAUCGUCAUCCAGUCCUCGGACAACGUCACCAGGCUGCUGGGAGCGCUGCUGCGUGGGCUCCGGGCUACAGCAAAGAUCACGUACCAGGCAGUGCUGCUGGAGAACCUGGGAGUGACCCUCACGCUGUGGUCCACCUGCGGCCUGUCCCGAGGGGGCCUCUAUGGGGAGUGGCAGGGGGUCAUCUGCCCCGGGGAGAGCAGCUCGCAGGUCCAGAAGUACCUGCAGCAGCUGUGGAACACCAUCCUGCUGAUCGCCCUGCUGCUCUGCACCGGGGUCAUGGUGCAGGCCCAGCGCCAGUCACGGCAGGACCUGUCGGAGCGGGAUGCUGAGCUGGACCUGAAGCAGCACAUCCGGCAGCGGCUGUCGGCGCUGAAAACGCGGCGGUACCACCCCGGGAAGCCGCCGCGGAGCCGGGCCUGCGAGAUCGAUAGCUGUGCUGUGUGCCUGGACCAGUUCCACAAGAGCCAGUGGCUGCGGGUGCUGCCCUGCUCCCACGAGUUCCACCGGGACUGUGUGGAUCCCUGGCUCCUGCUGCAGCAGACCUGCCCUCUCUGCAAGCGCAACAUCCUGGGGAACUGCUGCACGGACAGCUAGCUGGCCCAAGGACACACUCCAGGGACAGACCCACGGCCGCUCCAGGGACAGGGAGGGGGGCAGGGGGUGCCCGGUGAGCAGUGCUUGCUGCUGGAGCAGGGUCAGCGUGGCUGUGCCCGUCACGGUGCCCGGACUUCAGACAGGGAAGGACUUGGGGCUCUCCUUCUGGGUGUGAGUAGAGGGGUGGGGGUCCAGAUGGGCAGUGUUGGGGAGGGAAGAUACGGGGCACCCAUGGGUGUAACAGGAUGGGGGCUGGGGCAGGGAGAACCCUGGUCCUGCUGUGCUCUUGCCCUGUUCACAGCAAUUUUUCUAAGUCUUGGGUUUUUCGUCUAUUUGCUGAUGGCCGUGGCAGGGUGGGCAGAGCCCAGCUGCGGUGCCAGCCCCUCCAGUGAGGUGAGUGAGAGACCUGCCAGGACUGGGGCUGGCAGGGCUGUGGGGUGACCUAAGGCCUCACCGUGGGAGGACAGGGGUCAGACACUUUAUUUAUAAUAACUUAUUAGAAAGGAUGGCACGAGUUGGCUGCAGAGCCAGCACAGGGUUGGCUCACCCAGCACGGUGACGGGGGACGCGCCGCGUCCUGGGUCCUGCCCGGGUCCUGCCCCACGGGCUGCAACGUGGCACGUGUCCAUCCCUAUUAAACGUGGAGCAAGGA